UUCUCCUCUAGUACUAUUCUUUACCGUUCCUCUUCCUCCUCGUGCAUUUUUGCCAAAUAAAGAGCAGAGCAGAUAAAAGGAAAACAGGGCAGAUAAGAUAGGAACGUAGUAGAAACGUCACCUCUCAAUCCGGCAUCCUCUUUUACAGCCUUAGGAGGGAAGAAUUGCAAGCACUACGUUGUUCCAUCCCUCUUGCAUUGCAUAUCGAUUGCGACCCCUUCAACUCGAUCCAUCGAUCUGAUGUUCUGCGCUUUCAAGCUGAGGAGCCUCCUCUUCCUCUGGCGAGCCCUGACGUUGGCGUUGGUCUCCUUCAUCUCCUAUUUCCUCUGGUGAUCCAUCCCUGUGGCGGCUUGAAUUUUGGUUCUCCUCGGUUCGCCGUCUGGGAUUAGGGUCUUUGAUUCUUGUCAUGCAUCUCCAUCGCCGGUGGAGGGCCGCCGACGAUGAUGGGAUCAACAGGGGAUUACUAUGAGAUCCUCAACGUCGACCGGAGCGCCACCGAUGACGACCUCCGCAGGGCCUACCGGCGGCUGGCCAUGCGGUGGCACCCCGACAAGAACCCCGCCGGCAAGGCAGAGGCCGAGGCCAGGUUCAAGAAGAUCACCGAGGCCUACAACGUGCUCAGCGACGCGGACAAGAGGGCGGUGUACGACCAGUACGGGGAGGAGGGCCUGCGGGGGGAGGUGCCGCAGCCCGGCGGCGGCGGCGGCGGCGGUUCUGACGACAUCUUCGCCGAGUUCUUCGGGAGCACGCCGUUCACGUACUGCAACACGGCAGGUGGCGGUGGCGGCGGCAACGCGCGCGGCGGGAGGCAGCCCCCGCCGCCCCCGAAGUGGGACAGCGGGUUCGGCAGGGCGUACCGACGCGCCCAGGGUGGUGGUGCUGGUGCUGGUGCCGCGUCGUCGACCAUGGCGCCACCGCCGCCGCCCGUGGAGAGCAGGCUGGCGUGCACCCUGGAAGAGCUCUACAUGGGUGUCACCAAGAAGAUGAAGAUCUCCCGGAACGUCGUCGAUGCGAACGGGAUGAAGACAGAGUCGGAGAUUUUGUCGAUCGAGGUGAAGCCCGGGUGGAAGAAGGGCACCAAGAUCACUUUCGCCGGCAAGGGCAACCAGCAGUGGAACCAGCUCCCCGCCGACCUGGUCUUCGUGGUCGACGAGAAGCCGCACCACGUCUACCGGCGCGACGGCAACGACCUGUUGGCCGAGGCCCGGGUGACGCUCGCCGAGGCGCUGGGCGGCACGGUCGUCGUCCUCGCCGCGCUCGACGGCCGCGAGCUCGCCGUCGACGUAGGCGGCGGCGGCGAGGACGACGACGAGGACGCGCCGGUGGUGUGCCCCGGGUACGAGCUGGUGCUGCCGAUGGAGGGCAUGCCCAUCGCGCGCGAGCCCGGGCGCCGAGGCAGCCUCAGGAUCCGGUUCGACGUCGCGUUCCCGGAGCGGCUCACCCGCCGGCAGCGGGCGCAGAUCAAGCGCGCGCUCGAGGACGACGCCGGCGCCGGCGCCUGCUAGCGAUUAGCGUUUAGCAAUACAUGUGUCCGCUCCGCGAUUACACGGUGGCGUUGUGCUCCUGCUGCAUGCGCCUCGAGCCCUUGAAUUAUGAAAGACAGGCGCAUAUCUACAAGCUCAAAGCUGGUUAUGUGACAAUCCUUUGAUAAUAUGCUGGAUUGGGUAGAAAGGAAGGACAAACAAUUUCAUUAACAGAAUUCAUUUAUUAAUCACAAAAAAGACAAACAGUAAUAUGGAGUUGUUAGGUGGACAAGGCUAGCGAAUACUCAACUUCGUUCAGUUAAAACGUCUUAUGUAAUCUAAUAAUUGAGUGAGUACGAGUCAAGAACAUUUUCAACA
This is a messenger RNA of Sorghum bicolor (sorghum), 1841 nucleotides long. RefSeq names its product dnaJ homolog subfamily B member 1. Gene Ontology annotation, molecular function: protein-folding chaperone binding. The record is from RefSeq and is a predicted model, not a curated record. The coding region runs from base 441 to 1505 and encodes 354 amino acids. NCBI's taxonomy places the organism in Eukaryota, Viridiplantae, Streptophyta, Magnoliopsida, Poales, Poaceae. The transcript is spliced from 3 exons. Gene Ontology annotation, cellular component: cytosol.